CGGGUGUGAAAACAUCCGGACGUCAACACGCCUGAGAGUUGUGCAGAGUUGAUGUGGCACCCGCAGCAGGUUGAAGACAUUGAACUUGACCAGGAUCUGACACGCUGAAUUGUUUUGUAGGACUGGUAUAAAGAUUGUGAUCAGCAUGUUGCUGCAGAGAUUGUCUCUGUGCUCCUGGCUCUCUGUGAGACCAAACCCCCUCCAGAGCUUCACAAGAUCGGUUUCUCUUGGAAAAAUGCCGCUUGUGCGUGCUCAUGGUAAGUCAUUUGCACACCGCAGUGAAUUGCGCCAGGCCAAGAGGGUCGUGGUGAAGCUGGGGAGUGCUGUGGUAACUCGAGGCGAUGAAUGUGGCCUGGCGCUUGGAAGGCUCGCCUCUAUUGUAGAACAGGUGGCAAUGCUACAGAACCAAGGCAGAGAAAUGAUGAUCGUCACAAGUGGAGCUGUAGCAUUUGGGAAACAGAGACUGAGGCAUGAGAUUCUUCUCUCUCAGAGUGUCAGACAAGCCCUUCAUUCAGGACAGAACCAACUUAAAGACAUGUCUCUGCCUGUUUUGGAGGCGAGGGCGUGUGCUGCUGCAGGACAGAGUGGACUGAUGGCGCUGUAUGAAGCCAUGUUUACUCAGUACAGCACCUGCACAGCACAGAUCUUGGUCACAAAUUUGGACUUCCAUGAUGACCAGAAGAGACGAAAUCUGAACAGCACGCUGCACGAGCUUCUGCGUAUGAACAUCGUGCCCAUUAUCAACACUAAUGACGCAGUGGUGCCUCCCCCAGAACCUAACAGUGACCUGCAGGGUGUAAAUGUCAUCAGCGUUAAGGACAAUGACAGUUUGGCAGCACGGCUUGCAGUGGAGAUGAGAGCCGAUCUCCUUAUUGCUCUCUCUGAUGUAGAAGGUGUUUACGACAGCCCUCCUGGGUCCGAUGAUGCUAAAUUACUUGACACUUUCUAUCCCGGGGACCAGCAGUCUAUAACCUAUGGCACCAAAUCCAGGGUUGGCAUCGGAGGAAUGGAAGCUAAGGUAAAAGCUGCUCUCUGGGCUCUUCAGGGAGGCACAUCGGUAGUCAUUGCUAACGGCACUCACCCUAAAGUCACAGGUCAUGUCAUCACCGAUAUUGUAGAGGGCAAGAAAGUGGGCACAUUCUUCUCUGAGGUCAAACCUGCUGGACCCACAGUGGAGCAGCAGACAGAAAUGGCUCGCACUGCAGGGAGGACACUGGCUUCACUUCUUCCUGAGCAGAGGAGUGAGAUCAUUUAUGCCAUGUCUGAUCUUCUGACUGAAAAGAGAGAUGAAAUUCUGUCAGCUAAUAAGAAGGACAUUGAACUGGCUGUGAAUUCAGGUCGUAUGCCUCCUGCCAUGCUCAAGCGGCUUAGUUUGUCAUCGGCAAAGCUGAGCAGUCUGGCCAUCGGCCUGAGGCAGAUUGCUGUGUCCUCUCAGAAUAGUGUGGGACAAGUACUGCGCAGAACUCGUUUGGCCAACAACCUGGAGCUGGAGCAGAUCACUGUGCCCAUAGGGGUAUUACUCGUCAUCUUUGAAUCUCGUCCAGACUGCCUGCCUCAGGUGUCCGCAUUAGCUAUUGCUAGUGGAAAUGCUUUGCUGCUAAAAGGUGGAAGGGAGGCAGCUAACACCAACCGUGUCUUACAUGAACUAGCACAGGAGGCUUUAUCUAUACAUGGUGUAAGAGAUGCAGUCCAACUGGUAAGCACACGUGAGGAGGUAGAAGACUUGUGUCGCCUGGAGAAGAUGAUCGAUCUCAUCAUUCCUCGCGGUUCGUCUCAGCUGGUCAGAGAUAUCCAGCGGGCUGCUAAAGGCAUUCCUGUGCUGGGUCACAGCGAGGGCGUCUGCCAUGUCUAUGUUGACCACGAGGCCAGCAUUGACAAAGUCGUAAAAAUUGUCAGAGACUCGAAAUGUGAUUACCCAGCAGCCUGCAAUGCUAUGGAAACCUUGCUAGUUCACAGAGAUGUGCUUCGGUCCCCACUGUUUGAUCAGAUCAUUGACAUGCUGAGAAUAGAAGAGGUGAAGAUACACGCUGGCCCCAAGUUUGCAUCAUACCUGACCUUCAGCCCAUCUGAGGUAAAGUCACUCCGUACAGAGUAUGGAGACCUGGAGUGCUGCAUAGAAGUGGUAGACAGCAUGCACGAGGCAGUUGAUCACAUUCAUAAAUAUGGCAGCUCCCACACAGAUGUCAUCAUCACUGAAAAUGAGGAGACAGCAGAGCAGUUCCUGCAGUUAGUGGACAGUGCCUGUGUGUUCUGGAAUGCCAGUUCACGGUUUGCAGAUGGAUAUCGCUUUGGUCUUGGUGCAGAGGUUGGUAUCAGCACUGCACGUAUUCAUGCUCGUGGACCCGUAGGCCUGGAGGGGCUUCUCACCACUAAAUGGGUUCUCAGAGGAGAUGGCCAGACAGCUGCAGACUUUUCUGAGCAAGGCAAUAUGAAGUUCCUGCAUGAGAAUCUCCCUGUUGCUUAUCCACUGCCUGGACAUAGAACGUCGUCUAACUAGCACCAGUCAAAAAUAAAAUCCCUUUCAAGAUGCACAACGUCCACUACUCGAAAGAACUCUACCGGGAUCAUGGGGAUUUGUAAUCUGAAAACAUAUAGUAACAAGGAAUUGCAAAGAACUUAAAGGCUAAAAGUUAAAUAGCUGGUAUAACAAGCUGUAGAUCACAUAUAUUGGAAGCAUUAAAAGCACUUGACCAUUAAGUAAUUGGUAGACAACAUUUUCUCCAGUCCCAGUUUGGUAACAAAUACAAAGAAAAACAGUGUUGUCGUUUUGCCUGCACGUUCUGAUGGCUUGAUGAGUAUAAAAUGAUCACAUAUUCUGGACUUUCAAUCCCACUAAACAUCAGUGAGUGAUUUUGGAUUAACGUGUUAGGCAGCGAGCUUUAACACUGUCAUCAAACCACUGAUUUGGUAAUAAAUUUUGGAAGAAUGGCAUUAAUCUCUUUUGGACAAUUCAGAGACUUCUUAGCUUAGGCCAAUGUACCUUGGCAAAGAUACUUGUUUUUUUUCCUUUGUCACUUGUCUGUAGCUUAUGAGAUUUGGCUUUCUUGCUCCCAUGUGGUUUUGUACAAUAUUAAAGCUAUGAAACAAAUGUGUUUGGAGCAAAAUCAAAACCAUUUAAGAUUAAAUUAUUGUUGUCCAUUAAAUCAUGCAUAGGCUUUCGUGUUCACAAAUGUAAUCUGUGAAUCUCUGGAUUGCCUGCUGUGAAUCGUGACUGUGGCUACUCUGUGCAAUAAUGUAACUUCGAGAACCAUUCUGAGGAAAGUUGUAUUGUAAUGCUUUUGCUUAAAAUCCAAAAUGUUUUUUUUACUCUUAAUCUAAAAACUGAACAAGUGCAUCACUGUCCUGAGUUACUGUCUCGCAUGAGGAUCGGACAAAUUCUGAAAGAAUUUCUCCUUUUAAAAACAAUUCAUAUUUUUCAUAUCACAGUGGUUUAAUUUAUUUAAGUUUUGAUUUCAAAACUAGCCAGACUUUGUUGUUUGGUAGAGACAAUAAACACUACAGAUUUUAAUAGAAAAAGGAAAUUAAAGAAAGACUCUGCUGCAGGUUCCAUUUCCAGCUUACUGUGUAUUGUGCUGUUAGCAAGAGUGUCUACUGCUGAUGUGUUUAUCUUCUUCAUUGGAAAGGACGGUAGUAUUUCAAAAUUGCAGCCGUUUGGUUUUUAAUGUCAGCCAGUGAUCAUGUUCAGUAAUGUUUAUAUCUGAAUUGUACAUUAAAAUUUUGCAGAAUAAGCGUUUCCAA
Molecule: messenger RNA, 3738 nt
Organism: Clarias gariepinus (North African catfish)
Lineage: Eukaryota; Metazoa; Chordata; Actinopteri; Siluriformes; Clariidae
Gene: aldh18a1
Product: aldehyde dehydrogenase 18 family, member A1
Exons: 18
Coding region: 146-2497 (783 amino acids)
Cellular component (GO): cytoplasm; mitochondrion
Molecular function (GO): ATP binding; glutamate 5-kinase activity; glutamate-5-semialdehyde dehydrogenase (NADP+) activity
Source: RefSeq, a predicted model, not a curated record